Molecule: messenger RNA, 1596 nt
Organism: Caenorhabditis remanei
Lineage: Eukaryota; Metazoa; Nematoda; Chromadorea; Rhabditida; Rhabditidae
Exons: 7
Coding region: 1-1596 (531 amino acids)
Biological process (GO): DNA replication, removal of RNA primer
Molecular function (GO): nucleic acid binding; RNA-DNA hybrid ribonuclease activity
Source: RefSeq, a predicted model, not a curated record
AUGUUCUAUUUGCGACGAAUUCUACUUCCACAAGUACCUUCAACGUCGACAAGAACGUUUUUCCAAGUGUCGGCUGCUUUCACAUAUUCGAAUGAAAGUAUACGACGAUUCACAACAAGUUCAGAUCAGACAGAAGAAAAUUUAGGGAAGUUUGUUCGCGUUGAAACAACAGGAUACUCAUUCACCGAUCCGAACGGAAAACGUGUCGCCAAAUAUGGAAUUUAUUGGGGAAAAGACGAUCCGCGUAAUGGUAUUCGAACACUUCCUGACGGCUCGUCCAAUAUUGCAGCCAUGCUAACAGCUAUUUUGGAAGCAAUCAACGUUGCCCGAGAAGAGGAUCCAACGCCAUCCUUGUUGAUUUAUUCGGAUUUAACUUCAUGUGAAACAUUGCUUCGAGAUCUUUCAGUAUGGGCUAAACGAGACUUUUACUCUAGGAAUCAUGCUAUGAAGCUGAAAAACGCUGAAAUUCUUCAUGAACUCUUUGUAGCUGUUCAAGGAUUACAUUUAAAAAUCAAGCACAGAGCGACAAAUACACCGGAGGAACCGAUUAACCGAGUGACUUCUGCUAUUUUGGAAACUGCUAACAAGAAGAUAAAAGAAAAAACAGAGAUACAAGUAGAUAAGGAAAAAGAAGAAGUCAAAGUGGGAACGACGUUAGAUAAAACUGGAAAUUUGGCAAAAGAAGAAUCUCAAAAUUGGCAAAAAGUGUAUGUUGCUAAGAGGUGUAGAAAUAACGAAGGAUUCGUCUCUGCCGGCUUCUGUACGCAUUGGCCGGAUGGAAGUACUGCUCGAGGAAAAUCGUUUCGAUAUGCGCCGUUCCCAGUAACUCCGUUCAGAGCAGAACUUGCAGCCAUUGAGGAAGCUCUGAAAGAAGCAGUAGACGCUGAACUUGAAAAUGUGACAGUUAUCACUUCAUCCGCACAUUUUAUGUCUGGAUGGCGACGACGAUGGGUUCGAACUUCUGAAGACCACGUCCCAUUUACCGGACGAGUUUUCUAUGAGAGAAUUUGUGAUUUAUGUUCAAGACUGAAACAAGUUCAUUUCCGAUACGAAGAAGAAGAUUCUGAAUCAGAACUUGGAAAAGAAUUAGAGAAAAAAUGUAAUCAAGGGUUAUCAUACGCAUUGAUUGGGAAGGAUACUUCAGAAUAUGAAUUGCAGAUUGAUGACUUGGUUAGAGAGAAAGAGUAUAGACAAGACGGUAUUCCCGUUGUUCGCCUCUUCAAAACUGGAACCGAUUUGAAUGCUGGGUAUGUGUGGGAGGAUGACGAAAAGAAAGAUGGUGUCAGUUGCUGUGGUACUCCAGCAGUUCUCAUACGAAUUCUCGAGGAAGCAAUCGAUCGAAAUGAAGACGCGAUCAUCAUUCGCGCAGAUUCGGAGAAGCUCAUAAAAAGUUUUGAAGCUCAUUUGGAGGUUUGGCGACGGAACGGAUGGAGAAAUUCUCAACAUAAACGAAUCGGAAAGUCAGCCGAAUGGGAGAAAGCGUGGAAACUGAAACAGAAAGUUCACGUCACCUGGGAAAUUAUGGAUACCAUAGAUGAUAAUGACCGACAACAGAACGACAAAAUUCCUGUUUAUGAAAAACGAAGUGUUUUGUAA